AAUCAGAUUUGUUGUACAGCAAAUUCAUGUCAGGGUAUUGCAUGCUUCAAUGUUGCUGUUUUUGAUCUGUAGAAGAUUUGUAUGCUAUUCCUAGGAAUCCUUGUCUCCUUUCUGGGGAAAAUGGAGGGAAACUUGGAUUAGUUUUGAAUCAUUUGGGAAUGGAGAGUCAGACACAAGCCUAUGCCUGCCUGAGCAGCUGUUUUCUCAUCCAGUAGGAUAAUGUUGGGGAUGGGGCUAACUUCUGGGCUGAAAAAAUUGACAAGCCUGAAAAGCGCAUGGAAAUACUGCUGUGGGUUGUGCUUUUAUACCUGUGUGCACAUUUAUCAGAAACCUUAAACACUGCAUUCUGCACAUCUUGAUUUUGUAGACCUUUCUAGUGCUAGUAAAUGUGCUAUUCUGUUGGUGCACUUUGGAGGCGGUUCUUCACUCACUGCCUACAGCUAUAAAGAGGGACAUAGUGCUUACUUGUGUUAGUGCUCUGAGUUGAGUCUGUGGCCAUGUCUUGCAUGUAAAAUAAACACUAGAAAGAUGUUUUCAGAUGGGCAAAUUGGCACAUUUUUUUCAUACUGAAGUGAGGGCAUCAACUGUGCAUUAGUGGAUUCAUCUGGAGCUCUGACAUGGACUUUCAGCUUUUAGUGUUUCUUCUGAAAAUGGAGUUAUUUCUGUGUCUGUCUUUAUCGGAGGCUAAGAGUGCUUCCCUGCAUCUUGGAGAAGCGGAGGGUUUUCUUGAGAAAUAUGGCUACCUCCAUGAGCAGGAUCACACACACAGUGCAGACAAAGUCACAUCAGCUGUCAGGCAGUUUCAGUGGUUGUCCCAUCUGCCCGUCACUGGUAGACUGGAUGGUACCACGUUAUUGAAGAUGGCAUCACCACGCUGUGGGGUGAAAGACAGAGGUAGUAAUGAAGCCUGGGCACAGCGAGUUAACUCUGUUUUUACAGGGAAAAUCCAACAGCACCUUCGCAACAAGCGCUACACUCGACCAGGCGGGAAAUGGUACAAGCAACACCUGACAUACCAGAUAGUGAACUGGCCACGCCAUCUCUCCCAGGGUCCUGUGCGGCUGGCAGUGCAAACGGCUUUCCAGCUCUGGAGCAACGUUUCAGGAUUGGUUUUCCAUGAAUUGAGUGAGGGUCCGACAGAUAUCCGUCUGGCUUUCUACGAAGGAGAGCACAACGAUGGCACCAGUAAUGCAUUUGAUGGCCCAGGUGGUGCACUAGCGCAUGCUUUUUUCCCAUGCCGGGGUGAGGCUCACUUUGAUAAAGCUGAGCGCUGGUCUCUGAGCAGCCAUAAAGGUCAUAACCUUUUCCUGGUCACUGCUCAUGAAAUUGGCCACACACUGGGAUUAGAGCACUCACCAGUCCGCCACGCCCUCAUGUCACCAUACUAUAAGAAACUUGGCCGCAGUCUUCUGCUUAGCUGGGAUGACAUUACAGCUGUGCAACAAUUAUAUGGUAAACCAUCUGGAGGUGCAGUGGUGCAAAUACCAAGCCAGGAUCUUAGUUGGGCCAUGCAAGAUUGGGAGUUAUCUCAAGAGCAUACAGGAGAUCUUAGCCAGCCCCACUAUUGCAGGAACACUUUUGAUGCAAUCACAAUGGAUGCAAACGGCACAGUGCUGGUCUUCAAAGGUGGUUUGUUCUGGACGGUGACAUCUGAGGGUAAUGGAAGUGCUCCAGUUCCUCUGAAGCAGCGCUGGCCUCAGCUUCCAUUCGCCAUCGAGGCUGCUGCCUUCUCUCCACUGGAUGGCAAACUUUACUUUUUCAGUGGCAAGCACAUAUGGCGAUAUUCAGGCACCGUUUUGGACCUUGGCUUCCCCAGGAAGAGCAGUGAGUGUGGCAUGCCACGACAUCCAGACUGUGCUUUCUUCUAUGCUCCUCUGGGCCACAUGGUGGUCUUUAAAGGCUCACGUUACUUUGUGUUAAACUUGGAGACACUGCGUUCUGAGCCAUACUACCCUAGAGACCUUGCUGAUUGGAAGGGAGUGCCACGUGGGGCCAAUGGCGCUGUGACAAGAGCUGACGGAAGGCUUUAUUUUUUCCGUGAACAGCAGUACUGGAGGUUCGAUCCAAAGAAACUACACAUCACUGCAAGAGGACAAUGGACAAAGAGGCUGGCAUGGACUGGCUGCCAUGGAAGUCCUUCAAAUGAUGUGCUGUGACCAGAUUCCAUGGUGAAGUGAAUUAUUCUUGAACAGAAUGGAGAGGAGCUACGUGCAAUUCAAAAACAGAAAACUGAAAAGGUGUUUUUAUUCUGACAUGUGAUUGUUUUUUAUGUCUGGUGCUAAACAAGUGCUAUUGUAUGGCGGGGCAGAAGGACAACUUACAGUAUGUACUAUUGUAUGAUCAUGUUGCAUGAGUCUAGAACAAACGUACAGAACAUGACAUUUUGGGUGUUGGUAGGCUACAGUUUACAAAAGGUGAAUUGAAUUUAAGAAUUUUCAUGCUACUAUAACAUGCAAAUGUGUUUUAGUAAAUAGCACAUUGUAAUUAGCAAAAUAAUUUUUUUUUAUAUUUUAAAUGAACAGACAUCAGAUAGAUACGCAGGCUUUCAUCCACAUACAUCUCUUUCUUGAAGAAGUGGAUCACAUUAAUAUUUAUAUUACUUGUCACCGGCCACUUUAAUAGUAAUUUGUUCUUGAUUCUAAGAGUCCUGUUCUUCGCAGGAGUGGAACCCAAUGUGGUCUUCUGCUGUUGCAUGCUGAGAUGCUUUUCUGCUCACCACGGUUGUAAAGAGUGAUUAUAUGAGUUACUAUAUCCUUCCUGGUAGCUUGAACUAAUCUGGCCUGAGUUUCCCAAAAGCAUUGCAGCACAAAGAUCAUCAUUAAAUGAUAGAGCAAGCAGCACAAUGAACACACACACACACACUCACUCUCUCCUAGUUAAGAUGCUUUUAGUGUUAAGAGGUUUUUGGGAAACCCACCACUGGUCAUUUUCCUCUGACCUCAACAAGACAUUUGUUUUCACCCACAGAACUGUUGCUCACUCAAUGUUUUUUGUUUUUUUGCACCAUUCUGUGUAAACUCUCGAGACUGUUGUGUGUGAAAACCCCAGGAGAUCAGCAGUUUCUGAAAUACUCAAACCAGUCCGUCUGGCUCAACCCAACACCCAUGCCACAGUGAAAAUCACACUUUGAGAGGACAAUUUUUCCCAUUCUGAUAUUUGAAGUGAACAUUAACUGAAGCUCUUGAUUUGUAUCUUCAUAAUUUGAUGCAUUGUGCUGCUGUCAAGGGAUUGAUUAGAUAACUGCAUUAAACAGCGGGUGGAUGGGUGUUCGUAAUCAAGUGGCCAGUGAGUGUGUGUAUAUAUAGAUGGAAUUGCACCAGGAAUAAUCACCACACUGCUUGUCAUUUUCAAAUAACUUCUUAUACACUUUAAAGACACCUGACUGUUCUCCCAGCCACAGGCCGAUAUGUAUUUUUUGUAAUGUGAACACUUUUGUGUAAAU
Neoarius graeffei (lesser salmon catfish) is the source of this 3442-nucleotide messenger RNA. RefSeq names its product matrix metallopeptidase 28 (gene mmp28). The record is from RefSeq and is a predicted model, not a curated record. The transcript is spliced from 8 exons. The coding region runs from base 618 to 2156 and encodes 512 amino acids. Gene Ontology annotation, cellular component: extracellular matrix. Lineage: Eukaryota; Metazoa; Chordata; Actinopteri; Siluriformes; Ariidae. Gene Ontology annotation, biological process: collagen catabolic process; extracellular matrix organization; proteolysis. Gene Ontology annotation, molecular function: metalloendopeptidase activity; zinc ion binding.